This is a messenger RNA of Daphnia magna, 5099 nucleotides long. RefSeq lists its product as uncharacterized. Gene Ontology annotation, molecular function: NMDA glutamate receptor activity; transmitter-gated monoatomic ion channel activity involved in regulation of postsynaptic membrane potential. The record is from RefSeq and is a predicted model, not a curated record. The transcript has 12 exons. Gene Ontology annotation, biological process: synaptic transmission, glutamatergic; modulation of chemical synaptic transmission; ionotropic glutamate receptor signaling pathway. NCBI's taxonomy places the organism in Eukaryota, Metazoa, Arthropoda, Branchiopoda, Diplostraca, Daphniidae. Bases 67 to 4149 code for a protein of 1360 amino acids. Gene Ontology annotation, cellular component: postsynaptic membrane; plasma membrane.
CGAGGAGCCAGCGCAAGAGCCGGCCCUCCGUCUGUCCGUGUCCUGGCCGUAUUCGACGCCAGCGAAAUGGCAACAAUGGAGCGCGUCAUGCAGAAAACGCUGAUUGCACUCAACAAGGAAAAAACGGCCUGGGCAGCCGGAUGGAAUCGCCAAAACAGCGGGAUCGGGGCCGCUGCAGAUGUCAACAUCAGCACGUCGUCGGCCAGCCGAGGCAAACGCAGGAAGUGGCUGGCCGGUGGGGGACGUCUAACAGUGGACAGUGUCACGUACUCGUCGCAGUGGUGGAUCAAUCAAACGGCAGACGAUCUCGAUCGUCUCAUCGUUUCUCAUCGGCCCGUCGCUAUCCUCGUUCUGUCAGCCGACGAUUAUUCCGUUUUCCGUGUCGCUCUCGCCGCCUCUUUGUUCCAUGUGCCCGUCAUCGGAGCGCGGGCGCAGCGCGGACUCGACGAUUCCUCCUUCCGCGGAGUUUCACCGUUUUACGUCGGUCUCAAUCCUGGUCCCCAUCAUUUGGCUUCCGCUCUUCACCACCUGCUGCUGGCCAACAAUUGGCUACCCCUGACGCUGAUUGUCGACGAUUCACUGGAUGCCCAGAAGAUCCGGCAAGUCGUUCAACGACAUCCGUCCAACGUCGACAAGGUGAUGGUGGUGACGGUGAACAGGGGCUCAGCUCCACACCGGAUCCUUGCCCAGCUGAGCGGUAUCCAGCAAACGACAUCACUGGUGAUCGCCUUCUGCUGCGAGCCUCGUCUAGCGUCGCUCAUUUUUCGCGAAGCUCGACGACUCAACAUGCUCAACGGCGAUUGGGUGUGGCUGGCCUUGGAGCAGGCCGUCUCGGACUUCCAUCACCACUGGACGGAUGGCUAUUCACCGGCUGCGGCUGGACGAUUGCCAUCCGGCGGAUGGACGGCCGAUGGACAAGACGACGAAGACGACUGGCCACUUGGCUUGCUCGGCCUCGUUUCUCAGCAACCGCUACGCCUGACCAAGCACACGAUGAAAGGCUCGCUGGCCAUCAUCCAUUCGUCCAUCAGGGCCAGUCUGGCCGUCCAUCAGCUGCAAACGUGGCUGGAUUCGUGGACGAACGAGACUAGCGCCACUCAUCACAUCCAACGACUGCAAGUGGCUAAAAAAAUGGACAGCGAGAUCCGAUGGCGAGUGAAAGAGGCGCUGGCUGGCCGGCUGACUUACGACGGAGGCGGUAAAAUCGACUGUGCUCUGAGAGCCAACUUUGACGUCAUCAAUCUCGUCCCGGCCGGACCUUUCUAUCCGAAGAGCAGCGCCAGUAAUACGAAUGGCGUCGGCGCCAAAUCGACCAAGACAUCAGCAUCCUCUUCUUCUACUUCCUUGACUUUGACGAGACGGCGAAGACACUCCUCCUCAACAUCCGACAAACAUUUUGGCAACGCCACAGCACCAUCGCCGUCGGAAUUGUUGGAUGAAGACGAUGAAGAUUUGCAGGAUGAAGAAUAUCCAUCGGCGGCUGAGGAAACCAACGCCGCUGGAUAUGCCGAUGAAUUGGAUGCUGACCAAGACGAUUCGGAUGGACGAAACAACGGCCAGCCUGUCGUCAUAUCAACGGGCGCUGAUGAUGCAAGUCUUUUAAACGAACCUAUCGCAGCCAAAGAUCCUCUCCGUCCGCCCAUUUGGCAAUCAGUUGGCAACGUCUCUGGCCAGGCCGUCACGUUCAAAGGAGUUCAGUGGCCUGGCGGAGGUUUGGCCGGCCCUCGUUCGCACAGCCGACGGGUGUACCGUGUGGCCACCAUUUUCUCGCCGCCUUUCGUCAUGGAGACGGAAGUGUUCAAGGAGGACGACGAAGAAGAAGAGGAGCAGCGUUGCCUGACUGGCGUGCCUUGCUUGCGGGUGACCACCGGUCAGAAAGACGAGCUGGCCCGCAUUUUUGGCGACUACGAAGGCGCCCAGCUGCACAAGGGCCGCUCCUACAAUCUGACGUGUUGCUACGGCUACUCGAUCGACUUGAUGGAGAACGUGGCCAGCGAUUUGGAUGUGAAAUUUCAAGUGUACGUCGUCGCCGACGGGCAGUGCGGCAGUGCUAAACGACAGGCCGGCAACGACGGCAAGUGGGACGGAAUUGUAGCCGAUUUGCGUUCAGGGGCUGCCCAUUUGAGCUUCGCUCCUCUGAGCGUGACGUCCGCCAGGAGCGAAGCCAUCGAUUUCUCGAUUCCUUACUUCUAUUCGGGGCUGUCCAUCUUGCAGGCCAGCAAGAUCAACAACGAUGAUGUCCCUCUGCUGGCCUUCCUCAAACCUUUCCGUCCCGAUCUGUGGAUCGGCAUCUUCGUCAGUCUCAAUCUGACAGCGCUGGCCGUGGCCAUCUACGAGUGGCUCAGUCCGUUCGGUCUCAAUCCGUGGGGUCGACAGCGGACGAAAAACUUUAGCCUUGCCUCCGCCCUUUGGGUCAUGUGGGGCCUCCUCUUCAGCCACUUGGUGGCCUUUAAGGCACCCAAAUCGUGGCCCAACAAGUUCCUCAUCAACGUCUGGGGCGGAUUCAGCGUCAUCUUCUUGGCCAGCUACACGGCCAACAUUGCCGCUCUCUUCGCUGGCGUCUUCUCCGAAACGGCUGUCACCAAUUUUCACGAUCCUCGCUUGCUGAGCCAAAAAGUGGGCACCACGCGCAGCUCGGCUGCCCAGCAUUACGCCCAGAAAACGAAUCGUGGAUUGGCUGAGCAUUUGGAACGGUUUACCGUGCCCAACCUGGAAGAAGGCAUCGCCCGACUGAGAGACGGACGGCUGGAUCUGCUCAUCGGCGACACGCCCAUACUGGAUUAUUAUCGCGCCAAUGAUCCCGGCUGCACGUUGCGAACGGUCGACGUCAUCGAGGAGGACAAUUACGCCGUUGGCAUGACCAAAGGGCUACGAUUGCAGACGAGCAUUUCGUCUUUGAUUUCCAGCUAUUCAACAUCCGGCUACAUGGAUGAAUUGAGGAGCAAGUGGUACAGUUCACUGCCUUGCUCGCGUUCGGCUCACGACGCUUACCGACCUCAACCGCUGGGCGUGUCGGCUGUGGCGGGUGUUUUCAUCCUUUUAGGAUUCGGUAUCCUCGGUGGAUGUCUGAUUCUCGUCCUGGAGCAUCUCGUCUACAAGUUCGCCCUGCCCGUUCUACGUCGACAGCAUAAAGGCACCAUCUGGCGGUCGCCAAACAUGAUGUUUUUUAGUCAAAAACUUUAUCGAUUCAUCAACUGCGUUGAACUGCUAUCGCCUCAUCACGCAGCCAAAGAAUUGAUGCACAGUUUGCGUCAGGGUCAGAUCACGUCGCUGUUCCAGAAAAGCGUCAAAAGGAAGGAAAAUGAACAGAAACGUAGGCGUAAAAGUAAAGCCCAAUUUUUCGAAAUGAUACGCGAGGUGCGUCGCUAUCAGCAGGAAGAGAAAGAAACGGAAGUCGCCGACGAUGAAGAGGAUGAAGAAGAAUACGACCACCAUCACAGAGUGGUGGACGAAGAGACGGGCGAAGGUCUGGCCGACGAUGACGAAGAAGAGAAGAGGCCGCAAUUUGCACCUCCGCCUCCAGCUGAUUAUGGAGACGAUUGCGGAGACGAUUCGACGAGCGUCGUCGUCGUUGUUGCCGGACAAAACAAAACGCCUUCCAGCGAUGAUAUCGCCGUCUACAACUCUCAGAUGCCUAUCGUAACCGAUUCGCGGUUCACCGUUGAUCCUCCAUUACCAUCCAGAUCGUCGGAUAGCGAAAGGAAAUGGAAAAUGCAAAUGGCUCAGAGGCGUCGAUCGUUUAGCGCUGACGCUCUGUGUGAACCUGCCCACAUCCAUCAACAAAGACGUCGUCAAGGUGUGAGAUUUGCCGAGAGUAGUCCGAGUAGCAGUAGCAACAACAGUAGCGAGCAGAGUCUAAGCCAAUUGGAAGAUGGCGUUGCCGGCGCUUCUGCUGGAUGGGACAAUAGCGAAGACAAUUCGUCUUUGCUCUGCUCCAUGGUGGACAAGGCGACGUUGAACAAGCUGACCAAAGAAGACUUGCUCCUCUUGUGGCAAGCUGCCGAAUCUGAUUGGUUGGCCAAAGUGCGAGCGUUACGCAAACAGAGGGACAUUCUUCAGCUGCGCUAUCAGCACGCCAAAGCCGUCAGUCAAGUAGCCAAUCCUUAUCAGGCUCCACCAACACCUCCACUCCCCACCAUGAAGUUUUAAAAGGUGGGGAAAUAUAAAGAAAUCCACUAACCAUAUGCAAACAACGAAUAACCACACAACAUUUGUUGCACCCCUUUUACACCUUCCCGAAUUGGUUUUGUCCCUUUCAAACGGCCUGCAUUGAUGAAGCAGUUAGUUAAUACUGUAACAAAACAAAAAAAAAACAAAAAAAAAAAAGACAAAAAACAAAACAACAAAAAAAUUAUUACCCUUACAUAAUAACAUUAGUUCACUUUAAAUAUAGGAAUAGAGAAGAUUAAAUGACAACAAUUCUGUAGGCUAAAAUAAUUGAAAGGAAAAGAAUAUUGGUUUUCUUUUUCUUUGCCAGUUCAUCCUUCUAGUUCAUAAUUCCAGUAGCUUAAUGACACAUUAUGGCAGUUGUAUAAAAUUAAUUUUCAACGCAUGUUUAUAUCUAUUUAUUGGACGUCGAUUCAGCGGCAAAGUUUUUAUUAUUGUUGGUUAUUGUAAUCUAAUAGAAGAAACGGAACGUGUGCGUGGGUGAUUGAGUGCCUGUCUGUGUGUUACAUGCAGUUAAGAUUGUUGGACAUGGAGAGACAGUGAGUGCCUCUUGUUUCUCUAGAUAUGUUGGAACGCGCUCCUCCUUUUCCUUAUAAUGUCCCUAUAAUUUUAUUUGACGAAAAAAUCGAUAACUUGGUCUAGCUUCUCUUGCCGAGGGCACUUAAAUACAACCCUCCCCCCAAAAACAAAACCAAAAAAUUAAAAAAGGAAAAAAAAAAAAUGAAAUUUGCAAUAUUUUGGACGAGCUUCAGACGCUCCUUUGAUCUCCAGUCUAUUUAAAGGACUUAUUUAUAAUUACGUUUAAACCCAUUAAUAAUAAUAAUGACGAUAUGCACUGAAUAACAGACGACAAGUAAAUUCGAUCCGACGUAUUGAACUUGUACAUUUGCAAACAUUAACAGAAAAUAAGGCAAUUUGAAUAUACUAACAAU